AUGAAGGCAAUGUUAUUGGAAAUAGGGUUGAAGAGUGAUAUUUGGUAUAAAUAUGUUUUGCGGGUCGGGCUUAUGGUAGGAAGUGGGCUUGGAGCGAGGAGUGGUCGUGAGGGCAAGACAGUACGGUGUCCGCAUCGGAUAGGAGGGAGUAAGGGCUAUCAUGGUUUGGUCAAAGCUAGGUGGGCGUGGAGAGCAUCAAGUAAUGGGAGACAAUAUGUGGGUGGGUUAGUGUCCGGGCUUAUGGUAGGAAGUGGGCUUGGAGCGAGGAGUGGGUCGUGCGGGCAAGAUGGUCGGUGUCCGAUGUUAGGGCUUACUUAUUUGAUGGGGUGGAUUUAUGAACUAGACAUGUUUGUGUUGUUGUGGGAUAGACGGGAUAAGUCUGGGCAUAUGAAGUGGGAGGAUGCCAUGGUUAUUGUGAUCAACGGGAGGAAGAGUGGUUGGAGGAUUGACCACGUCCCCUUCGGCGACCUCUUCCACGAGAGCCGAAUUAAUGCCUUUGAACAUAGUUAA
Messenger RNA from Dovyalis caffra, 510 nucleotides. NCBI's taxonomy places the organism in Eukaryota, Viridiplantae, Streptophyta, Magnoliopsida, Malpighiales, Salicaceae. The record is from the annotation of a GenBank genome assembly.